CCGGCCAAGAGGCGUCUUCUCCGUGAUCACUCUCAACACGAGACGAUAAUACCAGGGCAGCUCUUUCAUUUCCUUCGCGCCCUCACCCGGGGAAGGCCGCAACCCCGCCCCCGGCACCGCCACCGCCACCGCCAAAACACCCACCCACCAGACCCAACACGCACGCAAGCGCCCACGGCGGCAUCUAAACACAGAGCCGAGAGACUGCCGUCACUUGCGAAAGAACGGUCGUGGAGUGGAGCUGCGGACUAAGCCGAGCUCAGCUAGCCACCCAUGGGGAUGGGGCUCGACCUGCUGGUGGCGUUCGCGGUGGCAAGGGUCUUCGCGCAGCUGUCCCACGUCUCGUCGCCGCUGCGGUGGCCGCUCAACCCCUGGCUGCGGCUCGCCCGCCACCUCCCGGAGGCCUGCGCCGUCGUCCGCCGCGUGCUCACCGCCUACCUCUCCUGGCUGCGCCUUGCCUACGCGCGCGGCGGCACUGUCUGGGGCCGCCGAAGCCGCGACAACGACGACGUCUUCCGCCAGGCGCUGCUCGAAGUCUCUUACUGACCGAGUUGCAAGGCAGAGCGCCGCGCGGUGGUGGCGCUCGCUGCUUCCAUUGCCUUGGCUUAGGAAUUCAUUAGGACGCUGUUUCAGCUUAUUAUUCUCUUUGUUUCUUGUGCAUUUGUCUUUUUUUUUACCGAGAUGUGUGGUUUAGGAAUAAUCUGCAGUGGUAAUAUUUUUUGAUAUGUAUAAAAAGCAUAGUUUUAAAUA
Molecule: messenger RNA, 750 nt
Organism: Hordeum vulgare subsp. vulgare (domesticated barley)
Lineage: Eukaryota; Viridiplantae; Streptophyta; Magnoliopsida; Poales; Poaceae
Exons: 1
Coding region: 274-546 (90 amino acids)
Source: RefSeq, a predicted model, not a curated record